Molecule: messenger RNA, 533 nt
Organism: Melozone crissalis (California towhee)
Lineage: Eukaryota; Metazoa; Chordata; Aves; Passeriformes; Passerellidae
Product: myelin P2 protein-like
Exons: 4
Coding region: 60-458 (132 amino acids)
Biological process (GO): membrane organization; fatty acid transport
Cellular component (GO): nucleus; myelin sheath; cytosol
Molecular function (GO): fatty acid binding
Source: RefSeq, a predicted model, not a curated record
AAGAGCUGCUGUGGCCACUGCCUCUCUCUGCAGGAGCAGCGCCUCACAAAGCCUGAACGAUGUGUAACCGAUUUGUGGGAACCUGGAAACUCAUCUCCAGUGAAAACUUUGAUGACUAUAUGAAAGAAUUGGGAGUGGGCUUAGCUGCCCGGAAACUAGGUGGCCUGGCAAGGCCUGAUGUGAUCAUCAGUAUGAAAGGGGACAUAGUCACCAUCAGAACUGAAAGCACCUUCAAAAACACAGCCAUCUCCUUCAAACUGGGCCAGCAGUUUGAUGAAACAACAGCAGAUGACCGGAAAGUCAAGAGUGUUGUAACCUUGGAGAAAGGGUCAUUGGUGCAAGUGCAGAAGUGGAAUGGCAAAGAGACCACGAUAAAGAGAAGACUUGUUGACGGGAAGAUGGUGGUGGAAUAUGCCAUGAAAGGGGUUGUCUGCACCAGAGUUUAUGAAAGAGUGUGAAGAAGUUCCCUCUCUGCACCGGACCAGAACUGGCUCUAAAACCUCGGCUUAGUUCAGUGACCAAAGCCGCAUGCA